GUGGUCAAACUCAAUGGGCUUGUGACUCAAUUCCCACCAAAAGACCAGACUAUGGUACUGCAGGCCGCCCUAUAAGGUUAAGGGCAAACUUCUUUCGCCUAAAUAUUUCAUCACAACUAUCCGAUGUCUUCCACUACGAUGUAGAGAUUACCCCAGACAAGUGUCCCCGAUCAGUGAAAAGAGAUAUUGUUCAUGGAAUUAUAAGAAGGAACAAAGAUACAACAUUCCAAGGUCACCACCCUGCUUUUGAUGGUGAGAGGGAUUUGUAUAGCAGAAUCAAACUUCCUCAAGUUAAACUUCAGUCUGCUGCAUCAGUUAGUCUCCUUGAAUUAAAUAACUUCCUGAGUGAUCAACAAAAUGGAAAAUUGCGUCAAGAUGCAGUGCAGGCAUUAGACAGCAUCAUGCGGGAGAAGCCAUCGUUCUAUUUCACACCUGUUGGGCGAUCGUUCUUCCCGUUUGAUUGCCAAGGGAGACCCCUGGGUGAGGGGUGUGAGGUGCAGUUUGGUUUCUAUUCAAGUGUUACGCACUCUGAAUGGAAGGUGAUGCUGGUGAACAUUGAUGUCUCUGCAAAAGGUUUUUACAAGGAACAACCCGUCAUAGACUUCCUAUGUGAUACUCUUGGACGGGGUGUAACACCCCAAAGUCUGGAAAACCGUAACUUUCGGCUUGAUAAACAUGGACUUGAAAAGGCCAUACGUGGUAAGACUGCAUAA
Messenger RNA from Orbicella faveolata, 713 nucleotides. RefSeq names its product protein argonaute-2-like. NCBI's taxonomy places the organism in Eukaryota, Metazoa, Cnidaria, Anthozoa, Scleractinia, Merulinidae. The record is from RefSeq and is a predicted model, not a curated record. Gene Ontology annotation, molecular function: protein binding; RNA binding. Gene Ontology annotation, biological process: signal transduction.